AUGUCCGAAGACCGUAAUAUUUACGGGUACAAUCCCUCUCUACCUGCAGCGAUUAUCUUUAUCGUUCUCUUCAGUGUCUCGAGCGCCCACCAUACCUACCAACUCACUAAGUCACGAUGCUGGUAUUUCAUUCCUUUUGUGAUCGGAGGAAUCUUCCAGGUUAUAGGAUACAUCUGCCGAGCGGCAUCGUAUAACAACUUCACCGGUAUACCCCUUUACGCUAUGCAGACGUGUUUCAUUCUGCUCGCGCCGCCAUUAUACGCCGCGUCAAUCUACAUGGUCCUGGGGCGGACGGUGACGUAUCUGCACGCCGAGAGCCUCAGCAUAGUACCAGUGAAGUGGGUGACCAAGAUAUUCGUGGCCGGAGACGUGAUCUCGUUUCUUACGCAGUGCAGUGGCGGUGGACUCAUGUCCGCAGGAAGCGAUAUGCACGACCUGGGCUCAUACGUGACAAUCGCCGGUCUAGUCAUCCAGCUGGUCUUCUUCGGCUUCUUUGUCAUUGUCACCACGAUCUUCCACUUCCGUAUCGAGCGCCACCCGACUCCUCGAUCGCAAACUGAUCGUGACAAUACUCGCGGCGAUGGCUGGAAGCAGCGCAAUUGGUUGACUAUCAUGAUUGGACUGUAUGUAGUCAGUUUUCUGAUCUUGGUACGGUCGGUUUUCCGCUUGGUGGAGUACGAACAAGGCUACAGCGGGUAUAUCAUGACCCAUGAGGUGUUCAUGUAUAUCUUUGAUGCAUUAUUGAUGUGGCUUGCGAUGCUUGUGAUGAACUUGUAUCAUCCCGCUGAGAUCUUGGGAGAUGGAAAGGGCGGAGACGAAGAGUAUACGGAAACAAUGCAGCUAUAG
This is a messenger RNA of Penicillium paradoxum, 846 nucleotides long. RefSeq names its product RTA1 domain-containing protein. The transcript is spliced from 3 exons. NCBI's taxonomy places the organism in Eukaryota, Fungi, Ascomycota, Eurotiomycetes, Eurotiales, Aspergillaceae. The record is from RefSeq and is a predicted model, not a curated record. The coding region runs from base 1 to 846 and encodes 281 amino acids. Gene Ontology annotation, cellular component: membrane.